Suillus subalutaceus is the source of this 822-nucleotide messenger RNA. RefSeq lists its product as uncharacterized. NCBI's taxonomy places the organism in Eukaryota, Fungi, Basidiomycota, Agaricomycetes, Boletales, Suillaceae. The transcript is spliced from 2 exons. Bases 128 to 487 code for a protein of 119 amino acids. The record is from RefSeq and is a predicted model, not a curated record.
AUUCAACCUCCCUGGGCGAUAUGUAUUAUGACACCUGGCAACUCUCGAUCACGCUGAAUACAGCAUAUGCACUACAGAUUUUCUCUGAUUCCACAUUCCGUUAAUAUUCAUCAGAUCUUCCGAGUCAAUGAACGAACUUCAGGACACACCUACCGCAGGCCCACAAUAUUUCUACCGAGUGUUUGAUGAGAAAUCUUUUUCUCAGUUCCACGAAACUUCGGGGUUUGUGGCAGGUAUACCUAAUGCUAUCUACGACCCCAAGCAUUGGAAGGCCCGGCAUGAGUUAGAACGACACAUGGAUUGGACCAAUAAACAUCCGACCCCCUUUAUAUCUGUGACGGCUUCCCGCGAAAAGGCCCUCGAAUUUGCUUUGCAGAGGGUGAAAAGCAGAGGCGCACUGUCACAAUUGCGAAGAUCGACAGUUCGCGACUCGAAACAGCAAUCCACCAGAUGUGCGUUCUUGUUAAACAAACAGGCGCAGAUAUAAAACAAGAAGUAAUAAACAAGCACGAAUAUCUAUGUGUUCGCUACAUUCCAGCUAACGCCGUCAUUCAGCGUCUUACGCUCGGCGAUGAUUGGUGUAGCUGAGUCCGAUACUAUAGUUCGAUUUUAGAUCAUGUUCAUUGUGUUCCAGCUCUCAAGCUUCUACAACGCGUACCUGACGGUGGCACAAUCCCGUUACGUAGAAUGUGUCCUAAGCUUGUUUCUGUAUUUCUGUGCAGAUUUCACAUUACUUAUGACCUUGACAGUAUCGUAACCCAUCGGCAAACCAAGAUACUUACCUCUGUAAUUGCAAGUUUGUGACCGGUGACUAGUGAGGGC